AGAGGCUCGUGGGGCUCGGGGGCGGGGUUUGUGUUUCCGCUCGCUCUCGGCAGCGGCGGCGAAGGCGCGGGGAGUCACGUGAGGCUUGUGCGAUGGCGGCUCCCGCGGACGGCGCCGACCUGGAGGCCUCGCUGCUGAGCUUCGAGAAGCUGGACCGCGCCUCCCCGGACCUGUGGCCCGAGCAGCUGCCCGGGGUUGCCGAGUUCGCCGCCUCCUUCAAAAGCCCCAUUACAAGUUCUCCUCCCAAGUGGAUGGCUGAAUUAGAAAAUGAUGAUAUUGAUAUGUUGAAGGAGCUGGGGAGCCUCACUACAGCUAACCUGAUGGAAAAAGUUCGUGGCCUGCAGAACCUGGCUUAUCAGCUGGGACUGGAUGAAUGCAGCAAAAAAAUGCUUCUUCCAGGAUUCGUUUCCCCAUGCUAUCCUUGACUUCAAACACCGGCAACAUACAAGUUCUGGUUCUGGAUGAAUUCAAAUGCUCAGUCCUCCUAGCAUUUUGGAUGUAUUUAUUGCAUGUACUACAUCUUUUCAUGUCUAACCACGGUAAUUUGAGAGGAAAUAAUAUAUUUUGUAUUUAGGGUUAUGGGUUGUAUUAUUUCAGUUGAAGUGGGGAUUUUAUAUCAGUUUUAAUGCACUACUGCAUUUUUUGUGUAAUGGAACCUUAAACAAAUUAAUGUAACUAUGGAGCUUGUACUUGUAAAAUCACAGGAUACAGGUGUAGCCAGUUUUAAACUACAUAAGAUUUUGGAAUGUUUUUUGAAAUAUAUUUCCAAGUAAUUGUGAUUGAACUGAAAUAAUUUUUGUGAGAUACAGUAUUGUGGAGUGGCAUCUGCAUGCUCUUUAUUUAUGCUUGUUACUUUUGAAUACUUUUGUAGUUAAUAAUCAGAUCAGAAUACUGAAGUCACUAAACAAAAUGUCUCAUAACAGUAUCUCAGAAUUAGUGUUAACAGAAAUGCUCCCAGUAUGUUUGAACAUACCUCCGUCUAUAUUUCAUAUAACACUGUAUAUUGUUAAAUCCUGUCAGUUUUGAGAUCUAAAGAUAUUAGAAAAAAAUUAGGCAAAAAUAUCCUUUUGGCUACUGCAUCUGUGUGAGGGACAUCCUCCUCAUUCGGAGCAUUUGAAAAUACAAUCGCUAUAUUUACUGUGUUUACCUAUAUUUACUUCCCUGUAGAGCUGUUCAGGAAAGUCACCAAAGGCAGAGGGGGACACAUUGAAAUGUACUUGGUACAAAUUUGUAUUGAGAAGAAAAAGGAAAUAAACAUUUUCUAUAGUCUUCCAUUCCUAGUUGUUUUCUGAUUAAGUAACUAAGGUGGGUAAAAUUCAGGUACACAUGAGUUUUGGAGAUCACUACACAGCUGACAGGGAUAAAAAGAGUUUUUCACCAGUGGUAACCUUGAACCUUUAGAGGCCUGUGUUUAUAAACUUUAUGUUACAUGAAGCUGUAUUCUAACUGCCUUAAGGUGUAUCCAGUGCACCUGUAAGUCUUUUCACUUCAGGGUCUGCUUUUUACUUAGUACUCCGCAUCUCUUUUUAAAACAAUAGAGAAGUGAUCUUUUUUAUUGUUUUUAGCCAUUUUCACUUUUUGGUAAUCAGCAGCAUCACUGACCUUCUGUAUCUGAGUUUGAAUGUACAGUAGUGGCAUUCCAUUUUAAAAUCAGUUUAGUUGAAAUUAUUAUAGCAGAAAUAAUGUAAAGGUUGUAACUGUCUGCAGUUUUCAAAAAGCUGAACUUUAUGUGUAGAUGUGUAUAUUAAUGUUACCUGGCAGUUGUUUUCAGCACUGUUCUGAAUGUUUUAUUCAAACUUUUAAAAAUGCUUCUUUUUUUCUUUAUUAUUUUGACCUAGUUUUGUUGCAUUGAUGGCUGUUUAGUGAACUUUUUCCAGCCAUUCCACACACUGAUAGUAAUAGGACAGUAAUUCUCUAGUGGAUGGCAAUGCCCACUCUCUGAAGAGCUAGCUUGUGAAUCCAUGUCUGAGGUUCUGGUCUAAAUCUCUUGGUCAUGCUGGGGUCACCACAGUGUGUUUACCAGGCUAAAGUUGCAAAGUCCUCAGUGUCCAGGUUGCCUGGUGCUUCCCUGUUAGAAUUCAGUGUGCCAGACCCAUGGCACCCCUGUCUUUCAUGAAUGGAAUUCAAAAAGACACUUAGAUUUCCAUAAAUAAAUUAGGAAUUCAGUGGCUUCUUCUGGCUAAUCAGGGCAGGCUGAUAAACCUUGCUAGCUGUUUAAUAAAUGAAUUGUGACUGAUUACCUAUUAAUAUGGACGCCUCAGGAAUUCACCCUGGGGGAAGCAGAGCAGUGAAAUAGAGAGGGGCAUGGCCCCCUGGGAAAUCAGGGCUUCAUGUUUGCAGCUUAAAUAUCUCUGUGAAGUAUCAAUAAGGAGGUAAUUGAAUUUUGAACACAAACAUGAGCGCCGGAUGGAUGAAGGAGAGGGGGGCCCUGAUCAUCUCUUCAUGCCCCUUCAUACUCCCCUCCCCUUCCCCUUAGAGACCACUCUAGUGAAGAUAGAUGCUAAAUCCAUUAAAUAAAGAUUAGACUGUGUCGUGGUAGAAAAUGGCAGCUUAGCUAGAUCCCUGGGCAAAUUGGGACCUUUAGCAGUACAGAAAAUUAAAAUAUACAUUUUUAACAAGUGUGCUUUCGACACAGUAAUAAUGACUCUGUGGCUUGUGGGGUUUGCUCACCUUUCAGAUCUGCUUUUGUUUGGUUAUAUCACUUGCUCUUGUUUUGAAACCAGCCUGCUUGGUCUCUCUGAAGCAGAGAAGACUUAGGGGAAGAAAGGUUAUUUUCCCACCUUGCUUUCUGUCUUUGGCACUUUUUAUUGGCUCUUAUGCUUGUUAUAAUAUAGAAGAUCAGUACUCUUGUAUUUGAAUAUGCAAAUAAUUAACUUUGGCUCCAACACGCUCAGUCACAUGUUCUGAAAAGUAGUUGUCAAUAGUCUAGAGGAAGCAUGUAGAUGUAAAUGUGAUCAAACUUUUUAUAAAUGGUUUUUAUUUUCUAAGAACAUGGCUUUGUUUUUUAUUUUCUCCAGAUCAAUUUUUCUGAAUGCUACUCUUAUGGAAAAGAUUAGUAUAGGGGUGUACAUUGUAAAAGAUCAAUAUUUUUUUUGUUACACAGUGAAUUGUAGAAGCACAGCCGAAGUGGCAUUCAAGGGGUGACAGUCUUUCUUUAUAAUACUGUGCUAGACAUAGAACACAACCGGGCUUUCUUCACAGUCCCACAUGCUCUACUGUCUGUUGCAGCAAGUCAACAGAUCCUCCUGGGUUUUGCAGGCAGAAUCUCAUCUGUCUGUACAAGUACAGGACCAAUUGCCAUACUGGAGAGACUACUCCUGUUUUUCCAAGAUGAUCAUUCUACAGAACAAAAUCCAAAAUUUUUUCUGUUUAAUGAUUUGGAGCAAAAAAUGAGCCUAAGCCAAUGUUUUCCUAGAGAUAACUGCUGUUCCUUCCAUUUAGAAUUCUUUUUCUUUACUCUAGAUAGUUUUGAGAAUGGAAAGAAAAAAAAAAGGUUUUAUGCUUUGCUGAAAUACAGUGGACUGAGACAAUAGUAACAUGGGGGCUUCUGUCUGUUCUUCCACAACAUCUCCCUGAUAAUACCACUUCCCUUUUUUCAGACUCCUCUCAAAUAUUAGCAGUUGUGCCCAGAAAACCCUUGAUGCUGCAUCCUCAGCUUUAACUGCUGAGAAGUGAACCCAGCAUCUUCAUUUUUUUGUUAAGAAGAAAAGUAAAUGUUAUUAAGUAUAAGAAAGUAUUAACAUACACAGGUCAUUCUGGAGGCAGCAGUGAACGUACUGGGAAUGUUUUGGCUUCCAUUAACUUAGAGCUGCAUCAGACAUGGUUUUCUAUUUGUUUUCCAAACUAUCAUCUGCUUCCACAUCCUAGCAGUUUACUCUCUUGUUUUUUGUGACAGGAUUUUGCAUUGGGAACAUCUGUUUCUUUCAUCCAGCCAUGCUUCUAGGAAGAAAAAACUUUCUAAGCUGCCUUAGCCUCAAAGAUUCUCGUUUGUGGUGUUGACACCAAAUUGAAAAUGAGCAGGUACCACCUCCUAGCUAAAUUGCAGUAAUUGAUUGUGUAUGUGUUGGAGCCUGUCUCAACUGAAGAAGCCAGGUCUCAAGCCUCCCUUGGUAAGGGGAGAUUACACCAUUGGGAUUACCUUUGGCCAAGCAUGUUGAUCAUGGGCCUUCUUCAUUCUUGUGCCUUCCUGGCCUUUGUUCUCUUCGCAAGGGGACAGUUCCUUUCCUGAACCCCACCCCUCUCUCUCCAGUUCUCAGUCUGCUCUUUGUAACACGUCUAGUUUCUUUUAACCUUAGCUGGCCUCUUUCAAAAAAGUCACCUAUACCUUGACAGCCUGUGUCCUUUUUUUCUUAUGCUACAGGCAUUCCUUAGGCUUAUUGUAUUACCUGUCCCUCUGCCUGUUUUGGAGAUUUUUCUGCUCUCUUCUUCGUGCUUGUACACUUAGACUGAUUUUCUAGCUCAGGAGUCUUCCUUUGUAGAUCCCAAAUUUAAAAGGAGACUCUUGCUAAUUUGUGCUGUAACAUCUUCUGAAGGCAGGCAUGUGCCAGGAACUUCACAAGCUUAUGGCUUUCCAUAUUAAGGCACUUAGUGAUGCAACAUUUUAAUUAAAUUAACCAGAAUUCCUAAAUUGUAGAUAGACAGAUUUUCCAGAUCAUCUCAAUAUGAGCUUUUAGAGUGAUCAACACUCUGCUGGUGUUUAAUCCAUCAGACUGCCAUAUGGAGUGUUGAAGAGUAGAAUAUCUGUUUAUUAACAAUUGUUUUUUCACGUCAGCAUGUACGAUUUUUGUAUUUGAGGACCUAGGAGUGCAAUCUGUUCCUGCAUCUCUUACAUGAGUUAUAUCAGCCUCAUGCCAGACCUCAUUUCAUGCCAAUCCCUCUUUUUUUACUGAAUUUAGGUGAGCAGUAGGCUGUCUAAAUGGCGUAAUAGAGCAAGGGGGUCAUUCUAUCACAGUCUUCAGAAGUUCUUUGAUUACACUCUCACAAGGGGAAUGUGCUCAGAUGUCCUUUAUGAGGAAUUGCAGAUAUCCGUAGUGUCAGUGAUUUCUGUGAACAGUUGAAACAUGUUUAAUGAAGCUUUGCAAUUUGAUUGACCAUAAUGUAAGUCAUAAUUCACAAAAGUCAGAAAAUUGUUCAAGAUCAAGCCAACAUUUUAUUCACCCUGAAUUAAUAAAUACCUAUUCUUAAAUCCUAGGAUAUCUGGUGUUAGACUUCUCUAGGAAUAGAAUUUACCUGUCUCUUUAGAGUAGUUGUCUGUUCCAUUUUAUUGUGAAAUACAAGUCUGUUUCUACUCGUUUAGCUGAGUGAAUGCUUUCCAUUGUUGGUCUUUCCAAUGGGAAAAAUACUCUUCAGGGAAGAGGAGAAAACCUUCUUGUGUUGUGACUUUUUCAUUGCUCUCUUCAGAAAGAAGUAUUAGCCCUCCUAGAAUGAGAGAUGAGAUUGGUGCAGUACAGGAAUAUGUUUUGCAGCACAGGCAUCAGGCUCUUCUCAUCAAAUCUAUUUUAAGAUAUUUUUCACUGUCAGAACCCCCUGAAUUCUCAGCUGGAGUAAAAUGCAGUCAUUUUUGCAAACUCAAACAUGUUCAUAAAGCUUAUUUGCUUUCUUAGAUGCAUUAACAGAGUGGGGAAUAAGAUGUGCUUAUUAAGACAACUUCAAAUUUGAUACUUGUUUAGGUAAGGUACAAAGAGGAGGGAGCUGUUGGUAUGAGUUGAUGGUGAUAGAUGGAAAACAGUGGGAGUUUGCCUUUAUUAGAGCUGUCUGUCUUACCCAGCAGAUGGCAUUGAAAAUGUACCUGCUGCCCUCUCUUCUUGCUAAGCACUGCCUUAAAUGAAAUCCAAAAUCCUUCAAGCUGGACUCUUCCCUUUGGUGCAUAGCUGCAGAUCACUUCCUGAUGAGGAAUUUGGAGUGCCCCCUGCCUGCUGGAUAAAACAAAAGACCUGCUGCUGGAUUCCCAGAGGGCACAAGUUCUUCAAGCCAGUGGCAACAUCUGUCCCAGCUAAGGGCACAUCUUAGGCUGGUGACUGUAGGAGUUUAUAGGCCCUUUACAUGUGUGCCAAUGAGAGGAGGAGAAAUGGUGAAUGUUGAUGAUUUUUAGAGUGGGUAUCACAUAGUUUCCAAUUAAAUGAUGAGGAAAGUGGGAUGUAGAUCUGUUGUAAUGAUUCAAAUUGUAAGUGGUUAUGGCAGUGAAACUGAGAAGUGAAAAAUGUUUACUAUGAAUGAAGAGAACAUCAGUUCUGUAACACUUUGUUUCCUGUCUAUUCAGUACUCUUUUAUCUUUAUUCUCUUUUCAGUAAAUAAUUCUGAUAAUAUAAUUUUGUGCAAACACUACAGUGCUCAUGCAAGGUAGUGGUUUAAUACUCCUAAGAAGCCAGAUAAUUUGAAAAAAAUUAUAAAAUUUAUGUACAUGAAACACAGCUAUCUUGUAGAGCUAGUGUGAAUGCAUGUGUCAGACUAUGUAGCAUGGCUUUGUUUGUCUCAUAUCAUUUGUAUUUUGUUCUAUAUUGUGACUGUAAGUUAGUAACAUACCUAUUUCAGAGUAUUUAGAGCACAGUGGGAGCUAAUGAACGUUGCUACCUUUCUAGAACCUAUGGGAUUAAAAAUGCUUCCUUGCAGCCCCUUCAUUUCCCUUAUAUCUGAGGGACCUGAGUACUUGUUGAAACUGGAGUUUUUUACUCCUCCUCCAGUGCCAAACAGAUUGUCUGUGAUCUCUCUUUCGAUGACUGCUGCUCUAUUGCUCAUUUAACCUUGUGACCAAGUAUAAUGUUUGACUCUCCAGUAAGUCCAGGCAUCCAAGCCAUAAUCUAAAUCUUCUUCCAUUUUUUGAUAUAACACCUCUGGAAUAAAACCUUUCCUAUCUAUCCACACAGCGCUUAUCCAAGUUCUUAUAAUAUUAUCCCUUUCUCAGAAUCUUUUACUCUGAUCUUACCAAAUCCUGUUCCACUCACAAAGAUGAGCUCCUUAUUUUGAUUGUGAUCAAGAUCUCCAUACAUUUCUACAUACACUUCAGUAUGGUAUCAGACCAUUUCUCCAUUUCUCUUUAUGUUUUUUCUUUGUUGCUCUGAUGUUCUGUAUGUUGUGGGUUUUUACAUGACUUUUGUGUUUCUGAAUGAAAACCUUGCUGUUUGGCAGAAUUUUCUUGAGAAAUCUGUCUGAACUUGCUGGAGAAUUUAGUCAAAGUAAUUGGGUUUUGUGCACAGUUGAUGAAUGUGGCAGCACCUCAAACCUCCUGAGCUCCUGGGAUCAUCCAAAACAGCCAGGUCCAGAAUAGCCAGGUCCCCAGUAUGGUGAAGCUGAGCAGAUUGUUCUUCUCCUCUAGAUCUUCAGGCUUGAGUGUAUCUCCAAGUCACAGCAAAUUAUUAUCCUAUCUCCCACCUCUUCUGCUUGAAUUUAAUAAUUGUUUAUGCUUUACAACCUAUGUUUCUGCGUAAGGUCUAAUAAUCUUCUCCCAGGAAGGAAAUAAGUCUCAUUCUCUAUUUUGUAACUUUGGAUACCCUGUCAGGCAGUAUUUUGGUAGGAAUAAUUUUGAGAUAGUGUGAAAUACACUAUUCACUACUAGAGAGCUUCUUAUAAAUCAAGAGUUUUCUUAAUGAGAAUGUGAGGGGGGGGGGGGGGAGAAGAGGAUCUCUUUGAUUUUGAAAGGUUGUGCAGUUGUUAUUUUACAUCUCUGCAAUUGAAAAGAUAAAUUGAAAAUUCCAAUUGACUCCCAACCCUGAAAAGAAUGAGCAGGGAGAAAAUCAGAAAACAAGUAAUGGAAGCCGGUCAGAUUAAAAUUAGCAAAAGAAAUGCUUUUUGCAAAAUGAGUAAUUUGAUGUGGAACUUUCUGCCAGACUGGGAUUAUUUUUUUUUAAACCAAGUACUUAGCAACAAUUGAAAGGGAAUCAGGCAAUUAAAUGGAUGAUAACAUUUUUAGUUAGAGCAGAAUAAAAUCUAAAAUGAAGUAGGAAAUAUCAGCCGUUUCAGGAUAUAAAACAAGUACUUAGGAAAAGGAGGAAUCUUUCAGUAAUAAUUAUUCCAUAUGUCUUCAUAAUGUGGCUUCCUAAUUUAUCUUUUCCUGUGAUGCUUCUGAUCUUGGGUGCAGUCAGACAGGAUACCUGACUGGGUAGAUUACUGAUCCGCCCUGCUCUAUCAAUUCCUGUGCUCAUUUACAGUUUUUAUGACCACAGAGCAGACAGAUUCUAGUUUAAUAGGAAAUAACAUUCCUACAAUUUUUUUAGCAACUAGUCAUAGAUCCUACUUAUAGAUAGGAUUUUGUAUACAAGAUUUUAGUCAGUGAUACAGAAAUGUAAAUUCUGAGCAUGCUCUGAGUUACACCUCUAGAGAGAACACCAUUAUUAAACCUUUUUGAGGGUGUCCCUGGUGGCAGCUCCGUAGAGCAGGUGGCCUGCAUGGCACAAGCAUACAGGGAGUCAGGAGCCUGUGUCUUAUCAGACCAUAUAAUCUAAAAAUCACUCAGCCUGUUUAGGUCUCCUGGGGAGAUGAUGACGAUGACACAGGACUCUUAUGCUAAAAACUAAUUGUUGACCUGCAGAGGACGUCAUUCAACACAAAUCCCAACAGAAAAGGGCUGGGUGAUGGAUGUUUCUGGGUAGCAGGCCAAGCUCUCAUUUGGUUUGCAACAGAUAUUUCUCUGGGUUGCCUCAAGAUUUUCAUGUCUAAUACCUGGCUUACCUGAAAAUAGAGAGCAAAUUAAUUAAAAAAAAAGAAAAGCUUACAAUUUAUGUUUACUAACGUAUGUAUAUAAGCCUGAAAGGAGCAAACAGUUCCUCCCCUGUCUCAGAGCAUAAAAUGCCCUCACUCUUCACUAUGGUGCUUGGGUUUCCUGGAACAUUAAGCUAAGCAGUGGGUAGGUGGAAGGUUAAAGGCAAGGAAACAGUGUUGAAAAGGAAUACAGUAAGUAGAAUAUGGGAAAGGGAUGUGGGAAUGCAUAUCCAUCUGUUGAUUGAAACAUGGCCAGUAGAUCCAGGGAAGUGACGCAUCUGCAUCUGCAACGCCACAUCCAGUGGUGUCCUCCAUGCCCCAGCAUGAAGAAGACAUUGGUAAACUGGAGUGACUUCAGUGGAGAGCCACCAAGAUGAUCAGGGGCUGGAACACUUGCCCUGUGAACAGAGGCCAAUGGAAUGGGGCUCAUUUAGCAUGGAGAAGAGGUGACCACAGGGACCUGAUAGCUGCCUGCUAGAACAUGCAGGGAGGUUGAGAAGAUGGAGUCAGUCUGUGCAUGGUGCCGCAUGGUGGGAGGACAAGAGACAAUAAUCGUAAAUUGAAGCAAGAAUGUUUCUGACUGGAAUCAAAAGAAAACUUUUCCAGCAUGGAACAGUCAAGUAUUGGAAGGGUUGUCGAGAGAGGUUGUGCAGUCUGCAUCUAUGGAUGUUUUUAUGACUUGACUGGAGAAAGCCCUGAGCAGCCUGUCUGUUCUGAACAGAACAUUAACUGGAGACCUGCCAAGGUUCUAUCAAGUCAGAAUGAAUCUCUGAUUCUGUGCAAUUUUCCUCAUAUGAUAUUGUACUGUACACCUUAUUCUGUCUGUUCUCUUCUGGUAGAUUAAAUUUUCUUCACUAACCACUUUUUCCUUGUAUUCUCCUUUUACUACUUCUGCUCUUCUGUACCUUUCUAACUCUAAAUAGUUCUGAUAGUUCCAUUGCCACUGGACUAUGGAGUCUUCAGACUUCUCCUGACUUCCAGAAUUUCUUCAGUACCCCUCAACCCUCAGAGCAGCAUUCCUACUCACCAAAUCCAUGGAGAGUCUGCAUGGCCAUCGCUGCCUUCUGUUUUCCUUUCUGAGCUGUCUUGUAGAUGGUUUGCCAUCUGCUUUGCUGCAGUGCCUGUGUUCUUUCUUCUAGUAAUGGAUGAAGAAUUCUUCUGUUCUCAUUAAAAGAUAGUGGUGUCGCUGCAUUCAGCUUUCAUAAGAGAAGCACCUAAUGGUAGACAUGGCCUCUGACCAGUGGUAUGCAUGGACUGUAAAUAAACAUGAAGAGAUUUUUGGAAGCAAAAGAGUACCAAAGCUUACUGGGCUACUCUCAGUAAACCUUCUGGAGCAAAAAAAAAAAAAAAGGGGGGGGGUUUGUUUGUUUUGGCUUUAUUGCUGGGUUUCAGAAAACUGGAGUUUCUUCUGGCCUCUACUCUCAGGACAUAUCUUCAGACUCCGAUACCCUCCAUAUUUCUUGUAUUCUUAAUAUCUUCUUUAAAACUCAUCAAUAUUAGAAGUGUGAAGGUCUUUAUGAAAAAUGUUCUCACAUUUCCCUGUGGGUCUGGGAGGGUGUAUUUUUGGGUGUAUCUUUUACAUCUGUUUUUACAGCUGAGCCUUGCCCAGUUGCCUUUAAUCUCGUUAGCAGCUAAAUUGUAUUAAUUGUAGCAGAACCUGCAUUGUUUAUACUUUAAUACCUAUUCCAAACGGCCUUGAGUGGCAUUGCAAUUUUGUUAUCAAGUAGGUCAGAUUAACACUAGUCAUAGAUUCUCUGAGUAACUACAGUUUUUUCCUAUUCAUUCGAACUUGACUCUACCAGCAUUUGGAUGCUGUAAAAACUGUAACAUUACUAAAUCAGUGCAUUUUCUCAGAUGUCUUGUGAACAACUUGGAGUUGGUAAAGAUGGUUUUGAAUUUCCCAAAUUUUCUUCUGGUCUCUCAGAUACUCCUCAGCUCAGGGUAUUGCUGCCAGAAGAGUUUUGUAGUGGGCAGCACACCUGAAACGUACGAAGUUAUAAUUUAAAAUGCUGGAAUAAAGCAAGCAGUGAAUAUACUAGGAAGGAUGAGGAUAGGGAUAAGGGUAAUUGUUACAUAAAGUACCUUUGAUACACAUGGAGGAAAGAAUAAAAUUAUGGAGGCAGUUGUGAAGGUUUUCUUCUGCAGCCCACAAACUGCAUAUUGCUGCUCUUCCAUAAUUCUGUCUUAACAAAGCCUGAGACUUUGACCUUGGAACACUGAGAUUUCAGUCAUUUGCAUAUAUUUGGCCAUACAGACCUUGUCUGAUUUUUGGAAAUUUUGGAAGUCUUCUAUGUAAUUUAAUGUAUUGUAUCAUACUAAUUGCAAAAGGAAUCUUGGUUUAAUUCAUGUGUAAAUCAAAUAAUAUUUUUCAGUCAAAACCCAUGAAUCUUCUUUUCAUAGAGGCCUACAAUACUGAUAAUUCAUUGUUGUGUCAAGGGCUGCAGUCAUCUAAAUGGAAAGAUGUUUCAAUAAGAAAUCUUGGGAUUAGAAAACAUUUUAAAGAUUUAGUCUGCUUUUUAAAGUAAAGACAUACUUCUGGACAAAUAAAUACAGACUACCAUAUUAUGAGCUUCUUCCAUCUAGAUAUCUCUUUCCAUUAAGUUUGUUGACAGAAGUUAAAUUUAAAAAUUCAGUUCUUCUUCACAGUUCAGGCCAUUAGCUAACCUAUUGACAAAGGCUAGUUUCUGCCUUUUGGAGGUCAAGGAAGCUGUACUGCUCUUCAUCCAGCGCUGCAAGCCUCCCCGUAAACAAGCCUUGAUGUCUUCGGAUUGGAUUUGUGUGCCCUGGCUUGCAUAACCAUACAGCUUGUAUCCCAGUGUUAUUAGCCAAAAGGAAUAUAGGGACUUACAUAAUCAUUACACGAUUAUUUUUCAGUAACUGUACUGUAAAUAUGUAAUUCUCUCUGCUCCUAAUAACUCUUAAUCCCUUUGUUUCUAUUGGCUCCUGGGCUCAGAUUUGGCCGUGGCCUCCAUGCCCUGGCCACUGAUAAAACUUGAAAAAAUUGUUACUUUCAGGGUUCACCUGCUUUGCUCCCAGCAGUAAAUAUGCGCUCCCCAGCGCAGGCAGGGGCACUGCAUCUGGGUGCAGUGUGUUGUGGUAGUGUGGGCAGCACUUCUGCCCCUGUGCCUUCUGAGAAGGGUCCAUUCACCUCCAGAAUGCUUUCAUACCUGGCUGUAUGUGUAUGUUCAGCGCUGACCUCUUUGCUGAGCUUCUUUGUGUGUUUUAUGCCCGGGAGUUAUUGAAGAAACAGUUUUGAUCUCAUUUCUCCAUGGUGUUUGGUAAAGAAGAUUCUUCCUUGAGAUACUGUGGUGAGAAAAUCUAAAUUAUCAAGAACUCUUGAUCCACUGCAGGUGUUGGAAGCCAGAAAGAUUAUUUUUCUUUUGGUACAAGCAAGUAGAAAAAGGCCCUUUAGAGUGCUUCUUGUAAAAACAUCACCCUAUUGUGCUGUUUGGCUGCAACAUCUGUGGGAUUUGGUGGUCAGAGCUCUCCCGAGUUGUAGCUCUUCCAGUGAUAACUUAUGCUAGUAAAGUACCUUUCAGGUAUAUUUGAAAAUAUCCUCAACUUUGAUGCAAAAUUGCUUUUCUUACUGCUUUUAAUAUUAGAAGUAUAACUCAAUUUUUUUUAUUUCAGCCUUAUGAGAUACUUGAACAUAAUUUUUCUGUGUUUAAUUAGCUUCCUGAGUCAGUGCCUGGUUUUAGGUCUUGACAUUUUUGGCGUGUGAAAUUUUCUUGUGUAUUUGACCUUGGCUUUAUUCCAGAAUAAAUAUUUUAAGCUGCUA
Messenger RNA from Corvus hawaiiensis (hawaiian crow), 12472 nucleotides. RefSeq names its product lin-52 DREAM MuvB core complex component (gene LIN52). Gene Ontology annotation, cellular component: DRM complex. The record is from RefSeq and is a predicted model, not a curated record. NCBI's taxonomy places the organism in Eukaryota, Metazoa, Chordata, Aves, Passeriformes, Corvidae. Gene Ontology annotation, biological process: regulation of DNA-templated transcription. Bases 93 to 425 code for a protein of 110 amino acids. The transcript has 6 exons.